UCUUUAAAUAAGGAUCCAUCCCAACUCUCUCCAUAGUCCCUUGGAUUGUUCCAUCUUCUUCGCCAAGUCAGAGAAAGCAGAAACAAAAUGGAAGAAGUGAUUGACUCUGAAAGAUGGGUUGGCUAUGUGGAUUGGAGGAACCAACCUGCCUUGAGAAGCAGACAUGGAGGCAUGGUUGCAGCCUCCUUUGUGCUGGUGGUGGAGAUAAUGGCGAAUAUGGCAUUUCUGGCCAAUGCAAGCAACUUGGUCACCUACUUGGCAGAGUUCAUGCACCUCUCCCCCUCUCACUCAGCCACCACAGUCACCAACUUUAUGGGCACAGCCUUCCUCCUGGCUCUGCUUGGGGGCUUCUUGUCUGAUGCCUACUUCACUGCCUAUCAUACCUACCUGAUUAGUGCACUUCUGGAGUUCUUGGGACUGAUCAUCCUCACAGUGCAAGCCAAAUCUCCGGCGCUCAAGCCGCCUCCCUGCAGAAUCUCGGACACUUCCCUCGCUCCAUGCCGAGAAGUCUCCGGCGGCGACGCUGUGAUGCUCUUCGCCGGCCUCUACCUCACCGCACUAGGCGUCGGCGGGAUCAAGGGGUCGCUUCCUGCCCAUGGCGCAGAGCAGUUCGACGAGGACACCGUCCGGGGACGCAACGCCCGCUCCACCUUUUUCAACUACUUCGUAUUCUGCCUCUCCUGCGGUGGCCUCAUCGCCGUCACGCUCGUCGUGUGGGUGGAAGACAACUUGGGGUGGCAGUGGGGCUUGGGCAUCUCCACCAUCACGAUCUUUCUCUCCAUCCCUGUAUUCCUUGCCGGCUCCGCAAUUUACAGGAACAAAAUUCCAGCUGGAAGUCCUCUCGCCACCAUAGCCAAGGUCUUGGUUGCUGCAACCAUGAACCGCGGUUGUAACCAGAACGUAAGAAAUGCCGUGGUCGACAUGAUCCCAAUUAGCCCUGUGAGGACUGCCGAGGUGGAGGAGGGGAAGGCAGAAGAGAAGAGCAAAGAAGAUAUCAUGGACGCCGAAGGUCCAAAUGGAGAACUGAAGUGCCUCAACAGAGCAGUGGAAGGAACGCCCACGCACAGAGCUCUUGUGUGCACCGUAGAAGAAGUCGAGGAUGUCAAGAUAGUCGUCAAAGUCCUGCCCGUCUUCCUCUUUACUAUAACGCUAAGCUGCUGCUUAGCUCAGCUCUCCACCUUCUCGAUCCAGCAAGCAGCCACAACGAACACUCGCGUCGGCGGGCUCUCCGUGCCGCCGGCCUCCCUCGCCACCUUCCCCAUCGUCUUCAUCAUGGUCCUCGCGCCGCUCUACGACCACGUCAUCGUCCCCUUCGCACGCAGGGUCACCAAGAGCGAGGCGGGCAUCACGCAGCUACAGAGAAUAGGCUUCGGGUUGGCGCUCUCGGUCGUAGCCAUGGCCGUGGCGGCGCUGGUCGAGGUCAAGAGGAAGAGGGUGGCGAGAGACUCCGGCCUGCUCGACUCCACCGAACCACUGCCGAUCUCCUUCUUCUGGUUGGCGUUCCAGUACCUGUUCCUGGGCUCGGCGGACCUGUUCACGCUGGCCGGGAUGCUCGAGUUCUUCUUCAGCGAGGCGCCGGCGGGGAUGCGCUCGCUGGCGACGUCGCUGUCGUGGGCGUCGCUGGCGAUGGGGUACUACCUCAGCUCGGUACUGGUAACCAUCGUGAACGGUGUGACGGGUAGCGGACACCACGAGCCAUGGCUGUCGGGGAGAAGCUUGAAUCACUACCACCUCGAGCGGUUCUACUGGCUCAUGUGUGCUCUGAGCUCCGUCAACUUUCUACUCUUUGUGUUCUGGGCGAGAAGGUACAGAUACAGAUUCAAUGCACGCUAGUAUUAGUCUGCAACCAUUCUCAUGCUUCAAAUUGGGAUCAGAUGUAUAACCAACUUUGAAUGGAUCCAAAUUCUGUAAAAGCCAUUAUUUAGCUACUACUUGAUGGCCUUC
Molecule: messenger RNA, 1944 nt
Organism: Musa acuminata subsp. malaccensis (wild Malaysian banana)
Lineage: Eukaryota; Viridiplantae; Streptophyta; Magnoliopsida; Zingiberales; Musaceae
Product: protein NRT1/ PTR FAMILY 4.6
Biological process (GO): transmembrane transport
Cellular component (GO): membrane
Molecular function (GO): transmembrane transporter activity
Source: RefSeq, a predicted model, not a curated record